AUGGCUUCAUAUUACCUGGCAAUCAUAGGUACAAAAGAUUGCCCAAUUUAUGAGCUUGAAUUUGGCUCUUAUCGCCAGAGUGGUGAUGGGAUUUCCAAAUUCCCGCCAGAGAUCAAGGAACUGAGUCCAUUUAUUCUCCACAGUUCCCUGGAUAUUGUUGAAGAUGUCCAGUGGACUACUAAUUCUCUAUAUUUGAAGUCAGUGGAUAACUUUUAUAGCUACAUGGUUUCGGCCUUUGUAACCCCUGGAAGUAAGUACACUAUAUCAGGAGCUAAUUUAGGUGUUGGCCCCAAGUUUCGGUUAGAAGAGCCUGCAGACUAA
This is a messenger RNA of Sugiyamaella lignohabitans, 321 nucleotides long. It is a transcript of the gene TRS20, whose product is annotated as Trs20p. The transcript has a single exon. Bases 1 to 321 code for a protein of 106 amino acids. NCBI's taxonomy places the organism in Eukaryota, Fungi, Ascomycota, Dipodascomycetes, Dipodascales, Trichomonascaceae. The record is from RefSeq and is a predicted model, not a curated record. Gene Ontology annotation, cellular component: cytoplasm; nucleus; TRAPP complex. Gene Ontology annotation, biological process: endoplasmic reticulum to Golgi vesicle-mediated transport.